UUUCCCUGUUUUCUUGCAAUUGACAAUUUUCAUAAUAUUUAUUUUAUUGUGAACAAUAUUUCCUUCAAAAUAUAAUGGUGAGGAUUCUUAUGUUGACCAUUUGUCUUGUAUAAAGCUCCAUCAAUUUGUUCACUUUAAUCACAAAACUAGCUUAAGCUUCCAUGGACAAACUUUCCAUUCUUUUCCUCUUACUUGCAUUCUCUUCUUCAUUUCUUCAUGAAAAUUUAGCUUCUUCUUCAGGAACUCCUGAUCGGUCCGAACAAUGGGGCUACGUCGAAGUUCGACCAAAGGCACAUUUAUUUUGGUGGCUCUAUAAAAGCCCCUCUAGGGUUACAAAUUCAUCCACACCAUGGCCAAUAAUUUUAUGGCUUCAAGGAGGACCAGGUGGCUCUGGUGUUGCAUUUGGAAAUUUCCUAGAGAUUGGACCACUGGACAGCAAUUUAAAUCCAAGGAAUUUGACAUGGCUAAACAAAGCAGAUCUCUUAUUUGCGGACAGUCCAGUGGGUACAGGAUUUAGUUAUGUAGAAGACAGGGAAUUGGCGGUUAAGACAGAUGAAGAGGCAGCAACUGACUUAACUGCCCUAUUGAAAGAGCUGUUUAAUGGAGAUGAGAAUUUGCAAAAGAGUCCUUUGUACAUAUUUGCAGAGUCUUAUGGAGGCAAAUUUGCUGUAACUCUUGCUGUUUCUGCUCUUCAAGCAAUUGAAACAGGGGAUUUAAAGAUGCAACUUGGGGGAGUUGCUUUAGGAGAUAGUUGGAUUUCUCCUGAAGAUUUCGUGUUUACAUGGGGACCUUUACUUAAAGACCUAUCCAGAAUGGAUAACAAAGGGCUAAAUAUCUCAAAUAGUUUAGCUCUAAAUAUUCAACAACAACUAGCUCAAGGCCAAUAUAAAAGUGCUACAUCAACAUGGAGUGAGCUUGAGAAUGUAAUUCUCGCAUAUAGUAACAAUGUGGACUUUUAUAACUUCAUGCUCGAUUCUGAAAAUGAUCCGGUGAUUGGGAUCUCUACGGAAAGAUCAAAAUUGAUUUCCAUUGAUAGGUAUUCAAGAUAUCUUGAAGCAAUGUUUUAUAAAUCAAAUGGUGCUACUAGUAAUAACCUUGAUGACUUGAUGAACGGGCCUAUCAAAGAUAAGCUGAAGAUCAUACCUAAAAAUGUCACUUGGGGAGGACAAAGCGAAUUGGUUUUUCCAGCUUUAGUUGAUGAUUUCAUGAAGCCUAGAAUCCAAGAGGUUGAUGAGCUAUUGGCCAAAGGCAUAAGAGUGACUGUGUACAACGGCCAACUUGAUCUAAUAUGCUCAACAAAGGGAGCAGAAGCAUGGCUUAACAAACUUAAGUGGGAUGGCUUGAAAACAUUUCUGAAACAAGAACGUACUCCUUUGUAUUGCACAAGUGAUAAUACAACCACUAAAGGUUUUAGAAGCUCAUAUGAAAACUUAUCGUUCUAUUGGAUCAUGGGAGCUGGCCAUUUUGUUCCGGUCGAACAACCUUGUAUUUCUCUGCAAAUGGUGGGAAAUAUUACUCGAUCUCCAAAUAGAAUAUAAUGGAAGAAUAUUAUAAUUCAUAAAGACUUUUACAGAAACAUGUUGUUCGAUCUUUGUUUUAGCAAUGAAUUUAUCCAUCAAAAGGCUUUGUACUAUUUGUUUCUUAUUUCAUACGUCUUUUAUGGAUGGAAAUUGUGAGAAUGUAAUUCAAUUGUCGUUAAAUCGUAAACAAAUUAUA
Molecule: messenger RNA, 1716 nt
Organism: Mercurialis annua (annual mercury)
Lineage: Eukaryota; Viridiplantae; Streptophyta; Magnoliopsida; Malpighiales; Euphorbiaceae
Product: serine carboxypeptidase-like 51
Exons: 13
Coding region: 162-1538 (458 amino acids)
Biological process (GO): proteolysis
Molecular function (GO): serine-type carboxypeptidase activity
Source: RefSeq, a predicted model, not a curated record